AAACCUGGAGUGUUUCGAGAUCUUCACAGGCUGGAAUGGUUAGUCAUUGAGAACAACAAAAUAAACCGGAUCUCCCCUCAAGUGUUUCAAGGCCUGAAUUCACUUAUACUUCUAGUAAUGUUGAACAAUUUCCUGGGCCGACUGCCUGACAAACCGCUUUGUCAAUAUAUGCCUAAGCUAAACUGGCUGGACUUUGAAGGAAAUAAUAUUCCAGCCUUAAGAAACACAACUUUCAACUCCUGUGUUACUUUAACUGUUUUAGUUCUACGAAAGAACAGAAUCGGUACAAUAAGUGACAACACCUUUUCAUAUCUCUCCAGGCUGGAUGAGCUUGACUUGGCACAUAACAAAAUAGAAGCAUUUGAUCCAUCUUUACUGAAGGACUUGAAAGACCUGUCACAAUUGAAUAUUUCCUACAACCCUUUGCAGAAGAUACAGGCAGACCAAUUUGAUUAUGUUCUUACAUUAAAGUCCCUGAGUCUUGAGGGAAUUGAGAUCCCAAAUAUUCAAAGAAGAAUGUUCAUGCCGCUCAAAAAUCUUACUCACAUUUACUUUAAGAAGUUCCAAUACUGUGGAUUUGCACCCCAUGUGCGCAACUGCAAGCCAAAUACAGAUGGUAUUUCAUCCCUGGAAAAUCUGCUUGCAAGUAUCGUUCAGCGAGUGUUUGUGUGGGUGGUUUCACUGGCAACCUGCUUUGGGAACAUCUUUGUGAUCUGUACACGACCGUAUAUUAGGUCUGAGAACAAGCUACAUGCAAUGUGCAUCAUUUCC
Molecule: messenger RNA, 771 nt
Organism: Staurois parvus
Lineage: Eukaryota; Metazoa; Chordata; Amphibia; Anura; Ranidae
Source: the annotation of a GenBank genome assembly